Messenger RNA from Cinclus cinclus, 2645 nucleotides. It is a transcript of the gene CRYZL1, whose product is annotated as crystallin zeta like 1. Gene Ontology annotation, molecular function: oxidoreductase activity. The transcript has 13 exons. Bases 280 to 1329 code for a protein of 349 amino acids. Lineage: Eukaryota; Metazoa; Chordata; Aves; Passeriformes; Cinclidae. The record is from RefSeq and is a predicted model, not a curated record.
ACCCCUGAGGAGCUGCCCGGAAGUCGCGGGGCUGGAACGGGCCCGACGUGCGGGGCGUCUCGGGGUGUUCCCUCAGGGGUUACAGCUGCCAUAAUGGUCGCAUGAUUUCCUGCCACUGUGCUACCUGCUUUCCUUGUUAACUCGUUUUUACUGUUUGGUUGGUUUUUUGAGGGCUUUUUUUUUCCCUUUGUGAAAAGUUCCUGUUCCUUGAGGACGACACGGGAGAGGAGACCAGAACCCCAAGUGGUGAUUUUUGGUGAAGUCACACGUAAGGUCACUAUGAAGUCCCUGUAUGGUCAGCAGAAUUCUCCUGGAGAGGAAAUGACAUUUGUGUUCCAGGAAAGAGAGAACCCUCCUGCCACCAGAGACCACGAUGUGAAGGUGCAGGUCAGAGCCUGUGCUCUCAGCUGGGUGGACACAAAGCUCCUGUCAGAAAUUAAACUGAAGAAGGAACUUGUGCCUGUUGGGCGAGAAAUUUCAGGAGUUGUGCUGGAAGUUGGAAGCAAGGUGACCUUUUUUCAGCCAGAUGAUGAAGUGGUGGGAAUUUUGCCCCUGGAUUCUGAGGAGUCUGGUGUCUGUGAAGUUAUCCUGGUUCAUGAGCAUUAUUUGGUUCACAAGCCAGAGAAGGUGUGCUGGGUGGAGGCUGCCGGGACGGUGCGCGACGGGCUCCGGGCGUACACAGCCCUGCACUACCUGGCCCAGGUGUGCCCUGGCAGGAGUGUCCUGGUCCUGGAUGGAGCAAGUCCGUUCGGUACCAUCGCGAUUCAGCUGGCUCAACACAGAGGGGCCAAAGUCAUCUCCACUGCCCACAGCCUGGAGGACAAGCAGUACCUGGAGAGGCUCAGACCUGCUGGGGCCCGGGUGAUCGAUGUGUCCCAUGGGAAGAUUGACGUGGCCGAGAGCUGCCUGGAGGAGACGGGCGGGCUGGGCGUGGACAUCGUGCUGGAUGGAGGAGUGAGGUUAUUCAGUGCUGAAGAUGAACCAGCUCCCAAAUCUCAGCUGCUGCCUCACAAGCACGACAUCAUCACUCUGCUUGGGGUUGGGGGACACUGGAUAACCACGGAAAAGAACCUGCAGCUGGAUCCUCCAGACAGCCAUUCCUUGUUCCUUAAGGGAGCCACAGUGUCCUUCCUGAACGAGGAGAUCUGGAACUUGUCCAACGUGCAGCAGGGCAGGUACCUCGCCAUCCUGGAAGAUAUCAUGGAGAAAUUAUCAAAUAGCAUUUUCAGGCCACAGCUGGAUGAACCCAUCCCAUUGUAUGAAGCCAAAGUUUCUAUGGAAAUAGUUCAGAAGAAUCAAGCAAGAAAGAGACAAGUCAUCCAGUUCUGACACACAACUUGUGAUUUUCUCAGCUUUCUUUCUCAAAGACAAAGAAAUGUAUUUGUGGAGUAAAUCAGCGUACACUAGCAGGCAGUAAACAGAAUUUAAACAUUCUUUGUACCUCAGCACAAAUGGUCUAUGAAGCUCCCAUGACUUCAGAGUUUUUUAAUUCCCUUGACCAGAAUGUUCCUAUCAGCAGCUUCUAAAGAAGCAGCCUUGACAAAAAAAUCUUGUCUGCCCUGCUGCACUUACUAAUAUCAGAAACAUCUACAGGCAAACUCAGUUGCUGUUGGUUUCCAACCCUAAGAAAUUAAAGAGGGAAGAAAGAUACUUGGAUUAGUCUUUUUGUCUCCAACCCCUAUCAGCAGUUACCUUUACAGUUACCUUUUGCUUUUGCCUGCAUUGAGACCGAAUGCUACACUUAAAGAUACUAAUCCAUAUUUAAAAUUGUUAUUCAGUUGAAGGACUGGCAAAAUUACCAUGUUGGCAAGGGUGCCAGAUGGGAAGGACGUGGUACUGACAGCAGGAUUUCCCCCAGCUCUUUCCCUUCGUUUCAGCACUAAGGCAGUAAACCUGGUAAAUGCAGGAGUUCCCAAGCUGGUGGAAUUGCAGGAGACACGUUUGAGGCACUUUGUGUAGCUUGUUACCUUUGAUAUCUCACUUUCAUUUCCCCUCUUCCAACCUCGGCACAGCCCAGAUGUGUCUCUCCAGUAUUAUCCAUGACUGUGGCCCAUCUGAAAGUCAGCAGAGGGGAAGGAACUGCAUUUUGUUUUCCUUGAAGCAUGUGCCUUUCUACAAGCUCUAAUUCGAGAGCAAAAAUAUUUUUUGCUUUCAGCCAUGUUCCUCAAUUUCAAUGAGGAUCACUCAAACCAUAGACAUGGGCACUUCAGAGCAGUGCCAGCAGUGGGAACACUGCAGAGGAAACAGAUGAUCCAGAGCCACGCUCGAUCCGUCUCCUGUCGCUCACCGCACUGGGAGGAGGUUCUGGAUAAAUGAUGCACAGCAAGCCUGUGGAAUGAGCAGUAACUCUGACUGACUCUGCGUGUGCUCCCUGCAGCCUCGGAAAGGAGCGGUGCUUUGUGCAGGGCUGAAGCGGGCGAGUCCUCCGGGACUUCCACACCCAUUGUGAAGCCGUGCACCCAGCUGGGGAUUGAUUCCCUGAUGUUGAUCAGUUUUGAUUCAAUGUUUCCAAAAUACAGACGAUCACAGGAAACAAAUUGAAAAGUUCAAAAAGGCAAGAGCAAAAAGUGACAGAACUGUAAAUUUUUUAUUGCACAGCUUUUGUUUUAUUAGAUCUUUUGUCAGUAGAGAUGUUGCUAACUCCC